Messenger RNA from Naumovozyma dairenensis CBS 421, 3792 nucleotides. RefSeq lists its product as uncharacterized. Gene Ontology annotation, molecular function: nucleic acid binding. Lineage: Eukaryota; Fungi; Ascomycota; Saccharomycetes; Saccharomycetales; Saccharomycetaceae. Gene Ontology annotation, biological process: DNA integration. The transcript has a single exon. The record is from RefSeq and is a predicted model, not a curated record. Bases 1 to 3792 code for a protein of 1263 amino acids.
AUGACCUUUGUAGAAACUGUCAUGAAUAUGGUCAUUAUAAGAAACAAUGCAAGAAACCCAAUGCGAGGCCUAUGUAAAGCCAAUGAAGAACUUGAAGCUACUGUUGCCAUUCCUGAGUGUAGCUCCAAUGAUGAUUUGUUAGUAUGCAAUUUAGAAUCGCAUACGAGAGAAGAUCCUUUAUUAACAUGCAAUUUAGAAUCGCAUGAGAAGGAAGAUCCACGUGUUACCACCACUAAAAUUAAUCCACCUGUUGAGGACGUCUGUAUUGUGAACAUUGGAACGAAGUCAAGGACUUUAGAAGCAUUGAUUGAUACUGGUUCACCAACGCAUUUUAUUAGAAGUGAUGUUGUUACUAAGUUAGACUUAAAGACAAGUCAAGUACCCUUUAGAAGAGUAAAAGGACUUGUAUCAGACGCCAUUACAACGUGUAAUACAGCAUGUAGAUUAGAUUUUAGAUUAGAGAAUAGAGAGUUCGAUAUUUGUGCAUAUGUAACUGACAUAAUAAAAAAUGAUGUUCUUAUUGGUUAUCCUUUUGUCAAAAGACACCCUUCCUUGAUGGAAUCGAUACAUAAGAAUAUAGACAAUGUUAAAUUUAAUAAUAGGCCAGUGAGUGAUCCUGGUAGGAUGAAUUAUGAAGACGUUACAUAUGGCAAAGACCCAAUAGAUGACAUUUGUAAUAUUGAAACUGAUGAGAACUGGAUUGACAUACAAAGAGAUGCGUCAGAUGUCAUUAUUGUGGAAGUAACCGAGGUUACGAAUAAAGAUGAAAGUAAGUUCGAUACAAUACCUGAAGAAUUGCAAGUGAAAUAUAGAGGUAUUGUUAGAAAUGAUCUACCUCCACGUCAAAGAGAUCAUAAACAUGUUAGUCAUAGUAUAGAACUGAAAGAAGGAAGUAGACUUCCUAGAAGAUCACCAUAUAGGUUAACACCUAAGAAACAGAAAGAAGUAGAUGAGAUUAUCAAAGACUUAUUAGAUAAGGGUUUUAUAGUACCUUCUAAAUCUAGUUACAGUUCUCCAAUUGUUCUUGUAACAAAACAUGAUGGUUCGUAUCGUUUAUGUGUGGAUUAUCGAGAGUUGAAUAAAGUUACGGUUAAAGACCCAUUUCCACUACCUCACGUAGAUGAACUGCUAGGUAAGGUAGGAAGUGCCAGUGUUUUCACUACAUUGGAUUUGCACUCCGGUUAUCAUCAAAUCCCGAUGAACCCUACAGAUAUGGAUAAGACUGCUUUUGUUACGCCUACAGGUAAAUAUGAAUAUACAGUGAUGCCGUUUGGUUUGGUAAACGCUCCUAGUACUUUUGCUAGAUAUAUGGCAGAUCUGUUUAGAGAUUUAGAAUUUGUUAAUGUCUACUUAGAUGAUAUAUUGAUAUUUUCGAAUGAUUUAGAAUCACAUUGGAAACACAUCGACGUGGUGCUAUCCAGGUUAGACCAAGAGAAGUUGAUAGCGAAAAAGAAGAAAUGUCAUUUUGCUCAAAGUGAAGUUCAAUUUUUGGGGUAUAUUAUUGGUAGAAAUAAGAUUAAGCCAGUACAAGAGAAAUGUGAAGCAAUUAAUCGGUUCCCUGUUCCAAAGACGAUUAAAGAAGCGCAAAGGUUCGUAGGAAUGAUAAAUUAUUAUCGGAAAUUUAUUAAAGAUUGUUCGAGGAAGGUUAGACCUCUCGUUGAUUUCAUUUCUAGAAAUGUUCCGUGGGGAGAUCUGCAAGAUGAUGCUUUUGCCACGUUGAAACGCGAUUUAAUGUCUGAACCGUUGCUAGUCCCAUUUAAGAGAGAUGCUGAAUAUAGGUUAACGACUGAUGCGUCUAUGGAUGGACUUGGUGCUGUCCUAGAAGAAGUUGCGGAUAAUAAAGUUCUCGGAGUUGUUAGUUAUUAUUCGAAGUCGUUAAAUGAAACGCAAAGAAGAUACCCACCGGGAGAGCUAGAAUUGAUGGCUAUAAUUGAAGGUUUAGAACAUUUCAAAUAUAUGCUACAUGGUAAGCAUUUUGUGCUUAGAACGGACCAUAUUAGUUUAUUGUCAAUCCAGAAUCAAAAAGAACCAGCGAGAAGAGUUCAACGUUGGUUAGAUACUUUAUCAGAAUUCGAUUUUUCACUUGCGUACCUGCCCGGCCCGAAAAAUGUUGUAGCUGAUGCUAUUUCCAGAGCAAAAUUAGAAAACAAAGAAGUUUCCAAUGAACCUGUUAAUGAUUACAAAGAGAUCUUAACAGUUGCCACAGCAGACACAUUACAUACCCUAGACCCAGAGUCCUGGACCACUGACUGGAGAACAGAUCCAUGGGGUGCAGCUGUGUUGAAGUCAUUAGAUGACAAGUUUGAUCAUGAGAUACCUACAGAACAAGUUAAUGAAUUUACACGAUAUCUAAAGAAAUUUGAAAGAACACCUGAAUAUUUGAAGCAUUUUAAAUGGACCAAUGAUGUAUUAUAUUACGAAGAUAGAAUAUGUGUUCCACAUAUUCGUAGACCUUUGGUUAUGGAGACGUACCAUGAUCAUAAAUGGUUUGGCGGUCAUUUUGGUGAACAUGACACCUUUAAAAAGAUUUCAGAAAUCUAUUUUUGGCCCAAUUGUUACAAAACUGUCCAAGAUUAUGUUAAAAGUUGUAUACAGUGUCAGGUAAUGAAAGCUCAUCGUCCGAGAUCACAAGGAUUGCAUAAACCUUUAUCUGUACCAUCUGGUCGUUGGCUUGAUAUUUCAAUGGACUUCCUCACUGGUAUACCAACUACUUUGGCGGGGUGGGAUAUGAUAAUGGUAGUCAUUGAUCGUUUUACUAAACGAGCCCACUUCGUUGCCUGUAAGAAAGUUAACGGUUCUACCGGCGUGUUCGAUGCUUUAUUCAGAUUUGUGUUUUCACUGCAUGGAUUCCCGAGAACAAUCGUGAGUGAUAGAGAUAUUAGAUUUACAUCAAAUGCUUAUAGAGAAUUGACAGAUAGGUUAGGUAUAAAACUGUUGAUGUCAACUAGUAAUCAUCCGCAGACAGAUGGUCAAACAGAAAGAGUGAAUAGAACCCUAAAUCAAUUAUUGAGAAUGUAUUGUUCAAAUGAUCAAUCCUGUUGGGAUAAGCUAUUACCACACGUUGAGUAUGUGUAUAAUAGUACAUACCAAAGAGUUUUGUGUAUGUCACCAUUUGAAGCAGAUUUAGGAUAUAAACCGAAUGAACCACGAAUGAAUAGAGAUUACAUUAUUAAUGCAAGACAUUUGACUUCGGCUGAAUAUGCAAGAGAUAUCGAUGCUUUGACUUUAAGAAUCAAAGAUCAAUUAGAAGAAAAUCAAUUACGUCAAGAAUAUGAUGCAAACAAGAACAGAACUCCAGUUAACUAUAAGAUAGGUGAUUAUGUUUUGUUACACCGUGAUGCAUAUUUUACAGGUGGCCAAUAUAGAAAGAUCCAAGCAAUCUACUUAGGUCCCUUUCAAGUAGUAGGUGUAGGUACAAAUUGCUGCGAAUUAGAUUUACCAUCAAUGAGAAAGUUACAUAGGAUGAUAAAUGUGACAUGGUUAAAACCUUAUGUGGAAAGAACGAAUAUGUAUCCAAAGUGGAAACCAAGAGCAAAGAUAGAAAGGUUACAACGAUUAGAAGAGAUUACAUCCAUUAUUGGGUAUAGUCUGAAUGACAAGAUAUAUUAUUGUAAGAUGAAAGAUGUGGACCCUAGAUUGACUGUGGAAUAUCCAGAAGAAGAAUUAAGGAACUUAUCAAAACCGAGAUUAGACUCAUUGUUAAGAAACUUCAACCAACUUGAGACCGAAGAGGAAAAACCUGUGGAAUGGGCUAGAGUCGGGUGCCUCAAGGUUUGGGGGAGGAGGAUGUAG